This is a messenger RNA of Petromyzon marinus (sea lamprey), 2773 nucleotides long. RefSeq names its product ST3 beta-galactoside alpha-2,3-sialyltransferase 5 (gene ST3GAL5). Gene Ontology annotation, molecular function: lactosylceramide alpha-2,3-sialyltransferase activity. The record is from RefSeq and is a predicted model, not a curated record. Lineage: Eukaryota; Metazoa; Chordata; Hyperoartia; Petromyzontiformes; Petromyzontidae.
GUAUUGUGUGUGCGGUGGUGGGGGCCAUCUGAGACGCGCACCAUCACGGGGUUCCUUUGUUCACACACGCACACAGAGUCACUGUGUGUGUGUGUUGUGCAAAUACGUCGUGUCGUUAGCAAUGAGGGUGUUACUCUUGGUGUGUGGUGUGGGAGAGAGAGGGGGGGGCUACGUCCGCUGGUCGGCUGAGUUGAAUAAUUAAGAGCGCGUCAAAAGGCGGUGGUGCGUUCGUGGUCUUGGCGGCUCGUGAAGCACUGCGACUGCCCCUGCCUUCUGGGCAUUGCGACGAACACCACCCGCAACAUCAACAGCAUCAUCAGCAGCAGCAGCAUCAUCAGCAGCAGCGGCAACAUCGUCAUCAUCGUCGCGGAUUAAUAAUCCUUCGUCGUCGUCGUCCUCCUCCUCUUCAAUUUGCGGCGGAGGCGCACGGCACGACGUCUUUUUUAUUUUCAGGGAACGCGUGAUGGCUGCGAUGUCUCAAAUUAGGUUACACUGAAGCCGUGGGAAUGUGAACACACUUUUCACAAAACGCUAUUUUCCUUUGUGCAAGCACAACCGGACACCCCAACUCUGCCGUUACAAUGCUCAGCCGUCCGAUUCUGUGUCGCAGGUUCCCAGGUUUGGUGACCGCUGGAUGCCUCGUUUGCUUUUUCUAUGUUACUUUAAUCCAGCAAUCAAAGUACAUCCAGACAGAUAUCUGGGACAACUACAAGAUUGGUACAAGACAGUUAAAGGUGUUGCACUCAUUCACAAAACAAGUGCUGGAUGAGCCCUGCAGGCCAGGGUUUGCCCGUGGUCUCAUGACACAGCUUUUCCCGGGACGCUACCACCCCGAGCUGCUGCCCUUCAUCAGCAAGAACCUCUCUGAGAUGCAGAGUGAAGAGGCCACAGGCCUGCGCUACGAUCCACCCUUUGGAUUUCGAGGGCAGCGAGACAGCCUAGAGGCAAUCUUGGGCCUGAUGCCGGAGACUGGUCUUCCCGUGGUGGGGGCGGAAAAAGGGGGGGUGCCCCCUAAAGUGUGUCGUCGCUGCGUGGUGGUCGGAAGCGGUGGAAAUCUGCGAGGGACGGGUCUGGGUCCACUCCUCGAUAACUUUGACGUCGUGAUUCGAUUAAACAAUGCACCUAUAAUAAAGUUUGAAAAUGACGUUGGAAGCAAGACAACUGUCCGGAUCACGUAUCCAGAGGGUGCACCAAAGUCGAUGGAAGAGUAUAAACCAGAUUCAAUAUUUGCUGCUGUGAUGUACAAAGGAGUGGACUUCCAGUGGCUUGAGUCCAUUAUCAAGAAAGAGCACGUGAGCCUAUGGACCAAACUUUGGUUCUGGCAGUCGGUGGCGGACGGAGUUCCCUUGGGACCAUCGCAGUUCCGCAUCCUAAACCUCGAGAUUAUUGGUGAGACCUCCAUGGAUCUACUGGGAUAUCCAAAACCCAGAAAGAGGAUCUGGGGUUGGGACAAGAACAUCCCAACGCUCGGCGUGUCAGCCGUGGUUUUCGCCACGCACUUAUGCGACGAGGUGAGCCUGGCUGGCUUCGGCUAUGACCUCAGCCGGCCGGAUGCGCCGCUGCAUUACUACGAGAACGUGCGCAUGGAUGCCAUGAAAGCACAGCCCAUGCAUAACGUGGACGGAGAGAAGCUCUUCCUAGCCGGGCUUAUAAACGCCGGUGUCAUCAGCGACCUGACGGGUGGCGUGCAGUGCACUUUCUGCCAAAAGCGAGACGGCAGUGGUGGCAGCAAUAGAACAUAGCGCUUGCUAGGCCGGACACUUGGUGUUGACGUCCGUUUGGCUAGUGCACAGGCAGGCAGAGGUUCUGGCUGCAGAGGAGUGGAACUGAGGGCCUGCUGGAUGUUAAUAUUUCAAAUAGAGUUUGUCGAAAACCAACGGUGUUCUUUCGCAGAAAGAGAACAGAAAACCAUCCUGCUUUAUUCUUCUGUAUACGUUCAUUAAGCACUUUCCAACCCUGGCAGUAUUUUAUUAAUUACUGUGUGCUGUCAGAAUAGACAGCACCUCAUAUAUUGGUCUUUUGAGCAGCAUAUCAAAUGCAUGUGUAAAUAGAAUUAGCAAAACAGUUUUACUGCUUUUCAUAUAUUUUGUAAUCGUACGAGGUGGAAAUCACAACAUGUGCUUAAAAUGUACAGAAUGCCACACUUGUGUGAUUGGGAUACAAUUGUGUAGGAUCAUUUCCAAACGACAUUGUAUUAAUACACUGGAUACACGAUACUUUAUUAAUAUACAUAAACUGAUGUAUUAAAGUAAUCAGAUGUUUAUUGAAGGAUGCCUACCUCUGCAUCCAUGUAAUUGUGAUGCAUGACGCCGUGCACAUUUUAAAAGGCCAUAAAACUAUCAGUCUGCCUUUGUGAAGCCCCAUGAAUAAUUUAUAGAAAUAUGCUAAAGGUUACAUUUACAAUGUCAACAAAGCAGAGUUUGAAAUAACCUCCAGAUUAAUCUGAUUUUGCUAUGGGUUUUUUUUUAAGUUUCAAAAUCAAGUACACAACUUAUGUGACCACAAACGCUGGGCUUCAGUUAUUUGAAGGUGACACUUGGAACACCACAAACCCAUGAGUGGAGUUACGUGUAUCUGGAUACAUUCCUGCAUGUAGUGCAUACACAUACAAACUGCAUUUAAUUCUGUAAUUGCGCACUACAUUUUUCCUGUAUCUAGUUUACAUGUUUAAAACCAGGAUUACCAAUGAUGGGCAAACUAAUAUGGCACACUUUCUGAAAUGAACACUGUUGAAAAACAUAGUGUGAGCAGAAAGGUUUAGCAAUAUAAGAAA